UGAAAGCGAGUGGUGCGGUCCGGUAGUAUUGAAGGCAAAGCUGGAAAAACAGAAGUGGUUGUUUUCACCGAGGGGAAGCGCUGCUGAUUCAGACCGCUGCUGGUCCCGUUUAAAAAAAGAAAAGAAAUCGGUUGUAACAUUUCUUUUAUAUCUGGUUGGUUCUCAGACAGCACCUCUACUUUGCUCGCCAUGGCUCUUUGCGGGGGUGUCGGAGCCAUGGCUUUGCCCAGCGAGCUUAUCGUCCACAUAUUCUCCUUUCUGUCCGACCGAGACAAGCUCCGGGCCUCGGCCGUGUGCUCGCGGUGGAGGGAGUGUCUCUUCUACCCGGCGCUGUGGACCGAGCUCAAACUGCGGAUAGGCGGCGGGAGUAACGGCGGCUCCGGCUCCGAGGAGACCCCGAGGCUCGAGUUCCUCAUGCGGAAGUUCGGUUCUUUCGUGCGGGAGCUGCAGCUGGAGCUCGCGCCGGUCGAGGGCUACCUCAGCCCCCUGAGCAACGAGCCGUCGGCCGCCAGGAUGGACCAGCCCCCCGGCGCCGACGGCGACCCGCAGCUCUCCGAGCGAUGGAGGGACGCCAUGGCCACCUUCCUGGACCAGGUGCUGUGCGUGUUCUCCAGCGUCCGCCACAACAGAAACCUGCGGAAGCUGAGUCUGUAUGGAGACACCUGUAUUCUCCAGCAGGAGGGACUAUUAGACAGCUCCAACCUGCACCAUAUCCACCAGGGGGACAAAAAGAUCAACGAAAUCCAGCAGUUGUUCAUGGAGUUGCUGUCCAACAGCAGGCAGCUGAGGUGGUUGUCCUGUAGCUUCAUGCUGGGUCUGGUGACUCCCUGCUCCUUAGCCUGCCUGUCAAAUCCUUCAGCCGAGACCCUGAAGCACCUCAGUUUACUGGACCACCAGCUAGGCCCCCUCAUCUCACCUUCAGAGUUAGAUCGUCUCUCUAACCUUAACUCUUUGGCCCUGGAUUUCUCUGACUUGACAUCUGAGCUGUGUGGUCUGCUGGCAUCUCCACGCCGAACUCCACUGCAUCGUCUGUCCCUGCUGCUCAAUGGCGCCGCCCUGGAAUUCAAACCAUUAGAAGGGACGGCUACAGAGGACGAUUGGAAGGCGCUGGUUCGCGUGAGUACCAACCUGCGAGUGUACAUCAUGGCCCUGGAGGUCGACAGCUCGGAGCUCCUCAGGGUCCUAAAACCGAGCCUUCCCCUGGAGCGCCUGCACCUCGACAGUUACAGCACGCUGGUGACUGAUGCCACAUUGGAGCUCAUCUCUCAGCAGUACAACAAAACGCUGACUCACUUCCUGCUCCUGAGGGAUGACCCCGACUUUCCUGACCUCAGUGUCAGUCGCAACGAGGACCCCUUGGUCCUUUUAUCAUGGAGAUGUACUCAGCUGGCUGUACUGGUGAUACAUGGUUACACCGUGUGGUCCCACAACUUGGUGGCCAUCUCCCGGCUGCGAGGCUCCAGUCUUCGCAUCCUGACCGUCUCCGAGGAGAGCAUCGACUUUGACCCAGACCAGUCAGUGUGCAUGGAAGGCGACCCGGUCCACAACCUGGUCAAGGAGGUCUCGCUGGGCCUAGGUCGUGUCUGGCACCCAUGCCUGGAUUCUAGCCUGGUUUUGUCCGAACCCACCCAGCACUUCCACCGCGAGUUGCACGCCUUCAGCAUGGGCAUGUAGGCGAUGAUGGCAAAUCCAAUACAUCACAGCCUAAACUUUUGUCAAGACCAGGCCAGACCCCCCCCCCCCCCCCCCCCCCAAGGUCCAGGUCAUCUCAGACCUGUGAACCAGGCCAAAAGCAGACCCAAGUGGGAAACCAUAACUGAAUCUAUUAAGUACAUUUUUGUGAAUUGGUGUGAGCUGAUUGUGUUUAUUAUCCAGCACAUUCCAUGGUUAGCCACUGACGUGGUAUUUAUUUAUUGAACAGAUUGUCCAAUUAAAAAUACCUAAAUAAACUGGGUAUUAUAAUGAAAACAUAAUAUUCAUUUAGUUUAAAAGAACAACAAUCUGUGAUCUCUGACCGCUGACAAGACUUGAAUCAUUUUUAAUGUGUCUGCUAAAAUUGGUCAUCCUGCAUCUUCAAAUGCCCUCUUGUCUGGUCUGGUCUUGUCCACAAAUAUUCAGAGCUCUCCUUCACCUUAAUAACCUCCAGAGCCUCUCCAUAAUGUAACUUUGGUUUGUUUUUGUUGGGUUUUUUUUUUCUUUCUUUUUUCUUUAAUGUUUUCCAUCUUUCCCUGCGCUGUGUAUAAUCCUGUUUUUCCUCUGUGGUGGUUCCCUUGCCUGUAGUGGCUUUGUGUGUAUUUCAAUCCAGAUAUAGUAUUAUCCUGCUCACAGAUGGAUCAGGACAGGCAGGUGGCCUGAGUGAUGGCACGAUAAGAUUUGAGGGGAGAGUGUGUAUUCUGACACAAGCUACUAGCUUUAGUUGUGAAAAUAUUUUUCUUUUCUUUUCUUUUAAACCCUUUGCUCUGUGUUGGUCUGUCUGCUCCACUCCAGAAACAGUUGGGAGUAUGUAAAUGAUCAAUCACUUCCUGGGUAAUGCCACCUUCACUACUUCUUCUGUUGCUUUGAAAGAGCACCUUGUGCACUUGUCCACUACUACGAGAGCCGUGCCUGCAGGGUGGGAAUCAUCACCGCAAAAUGGCUGCAUGUGUCUAAUCAGUUUUAAUGCCUUCAGCAACAGCCAUGUCAGUGCCAUGACUCAGAUCAUCCUUAAGUGAGUGGCAUUUCUCAGCCAACUGGUUUUAUUGAGGGUUUUGAGCACCUUACUGCUGGUGUUAUGGGGAACGUUGUUACAUGCCCGCCGCCAACAACAUACUUCCCACCCUGCUCACUUGUCGACUUUUUGGGAAACCCCACAAGUCGACUGAAAAGGGAGCCUCGUCUGCUGACUAUAAAGAAUUCAGCCCGUUUCAAUACAACACACCGCCACUGUGUUCUGUUUUUAACCUUUAUUGAGCUGGUAGUAAAUCACUGCAUCUUUUGGUUUCCAUAUUCAGCUUAAAUAUAGCUGCCUUUGCUUUCCUCAAAAGGUCAAAACCUUCCAACUAGUGUCACUGGUUCCACCAGAGCCCCUUUGUACUACAUGUCUAGUCAUCAAGUCAAAGAAAACAACAGGACCCGAUGUGUGGACAUACGAAGGGCUCUGAGACUUCAAAAAAAAUUUUCAAGCAGUUCUGCAUCAGUCUAUAGAGGAAACAGGUUUUACACUCCAUAAUGCAGUAUAUAUCUGAGUUUUGAGAUUUAUCUGUGACUUAGUUCAGAGGCCAUGUUAAAACAACAAAUGUAUUAUGUGUGCACUGCUACCUAAGGUGGCAAAUGCCAGCAGUUCUGUAGGUUGGAACCAGUGGUGAAGUUCCUUAUUUGGAGGACAACCUUUCAUGAUUAAGAACAGGGAAAAGAAACGGAUGCACUGAAUGUAACUAACUCUCAUUCUGUCGGCCAGUUGUGUUGUCUUAGUUUUUUAUCAGAGGUGUAUGAUUAUACUUGCAGCAGAAAUGCAUUUCUUGCCACAACAGUCGGGUUGUAGAAUAAGUGAGUUUGGACAUUAUAGAUUCCACUGACAGCCAAGACUGCAUUUUUUUUCUUUUUUUCUUUGCGUAAAACUGCACCUAUAGCACAACAUAGUUUGGGGUGGUUUGUGAAGAAAAGUUGUCGCCAUCAGUCUCAGGUAGGCUUUUAACAUCACUAUGACCACGACCUGUGGUGAUGAUGAUGUCGCACGGGGUGUGUGAAACAAUCAGUUCAUGUUCGAAAUUGUCAUAUUUUUUUCCUCUCGAGUCACAGUUGCCUUGGAAACAGCCCCUUGUUUUCCGGAUACAGUUGUUGUUAUUGAUGAUGUUGUUUAUCUUGCCAUCCGGUGAACCCUCACUCCGCCUUGGUGGUCUGAGGGUCAGCAGACCUAAUCAUACAUUUGUUUUCGAAGAUUAAGGUUGAUAAAGAGUAAAGAAUGGCAACACCGAACUGCUCAUUGCACGUUUUAUAUCUCCAGUUGAUUAUGGAGGGGGCCCAGAGAGUGGGCCAUGGUGCGGGAGGAAAUCCAUCCUGUCGAUAGAGGCCCCGCUGGGCCUAAUUGAUAUCUGAACUGAAUGUUGUCAAUUUUCUGGGGUGAAAUGAUUCCCGUCUGGCUGUGCAACUGGUUUGUUCUUUGGGCAUUUAUUAACAAGGAUGAAAGCAUGGCUUUGACUAAAUCACAGUCUAUAUUAUCGUCCAGAUCUGACUGUUUAAAAUCGCUGAGUGGAUUCCUUUGCUCUUAUAAUGUAACCGAUGUUAUUCAGGCUCUGUGGAAGUGCUAGCAUGCCGUGUUCGUGGCUCAAGCCAGGCAGUGUUUACAAAAUAUCAAAUAUGGAGUAUCACUAGUAGAUAACUGGGCCCACUGUGGUUCCAUCUGAUGCGCCAUUGUUGUGCCAGCUGUGGUACACUGGUGUGUUAGGAAUGCAUUUCCUGUACCGAGCUGGGAUUUUAACAGGAAAGUCAAAGUACGGGUUGUACCAUAGGGCACCUACCUUUCAUGAGUAAAUGUCGUCAGUAAGCCGCUGUUAGAAAAGUUACCCACUCAAAUGACCAAAGCUCAGUUCAGUCUGAGGUCGGGGCGGUGGCAUUGCAGUCUGUGAAGGUCCAUAUCAAGGUCAAUAGUUUACAAGGUUGGCUUGCUUUUUUUUGUCAUGGACUGUUAUGGAACCAGAGUUACGCAACAUGCCAACACUUUGCCUGGUUGAAAUGAAACGGUCCUUGUGAUUGGGCUUGUGGUUACCAAAUGCCCGGUCGUCUGUUUAAUGGGCCCCGAUGGUUCAGCCAUGAUAAUCUCGCUGGUCCUUGGUUCCAUAUCUCAGGAUAAUGCGCUCUGUUACCAAGAGUUUUCUUUUAAAGGCUGUCUGUGGCUGUGCAUGUAGAGCUGUACACUCAGAGGGGAGAGCAACACCAACAUAAGACACUCGGACCAAAAUAUGUUGGGUUUUUUUAUCUCAUCUUCCUCCUCUAUUGUUUUCCUCUCGUCCCCCAUUUUUAGAAGUUUUUUUUUCUUUAUAGCUUUAUGUUGUGUACAGUCAUUGGCUGAUCAGGAGGGAAAUUACAGCAAUUUUAUCGUAGAAUGUAAUGUCAAACUCUCAGCGAAGUAACUAGACUUUUACGAACAGCUUAUUUGACAGACUCCAUCCCCACUCACCGUGUGUUUCACACAGGAAGUCAGAUUUCACUUGUCGAACUGUACAGUUGACUGUGGUUUUACCGGAAAAGUUCAAUUUUACUAUGUUUUCAAUUAAGAAUGUAUUAAUUCAAAUGCCCAUCUCAUUGCACUUUUCACCCCCAGACUAACUUCCAAUAUGGAAACAUUCUUUAUCAAGAGUUGAUGGUUUGACUAUUUGUGAAUAUUUUAGGAACCUUUAGGUCACAUAAUUGCAGAGAGGAAAAAGAAAGAUGGUGUAGAUAACACACUUGGGAGUGAAAAAGCAUUGCAGAACAAUGUUUUUAUAUAUAUAUAUAUAUAUAUAUAUAUAUAUAUAUAUAUAUAUAUAUAUAUAUAUAUACAUAUUGCUUCUAUGAAUUAUUUUUUUCACCAAACACCAAUAUUUUAAUGACGAUGGCGCGGAUUAGUACGCUGUGCAUGGAGAGAGGAGGUGAGACAAAGAUCUGACAGUAAGGCAAAUGACUUGACACUCACACGGGGUUUGACACUUUACGAGACAACCAUUGUUGCAGUUCAGUAUUGCAUUUUGAUAAAAAUAUUGUCAGUGGACAAAACGACUUUUCGCUGAUCCCCUUGUGUCACCGCCAGUCGCUAAAUAUUGAGCCACCUUGUGCCUGAAAGCCUCUGGAGUCUCUCACUGCUUCUCAAACCUCCCCAAGUAACUGCUGUGGUGAUGUUUAUUAGUCGUUGCUGUGAUUGUUAGUGCACUCUUUAGGGAGGCAGCGUUUUGAGCUUCAGUAGCUGGGGGCUUCGGCACAUGUUUUAAUUUCUCUUGGAGCGUGCCUGGAUUAUUGCUAUUAUUUUUUGUGUGCACGUUUUCACGUGAGAAGUUUAUCGAGUAGAAAAUGUGUGAAUAAGAUGUUGCGAAUGUUCGUGUUAACAGGAUAUGAGCGGUGCAGCCGUUGUGUUUUCGGCGUGCUCAUCCGGGUGGGCGUGCGUGUGUAUUUAACGGGGAAGGGUGGGGCUUGCUCAUGUUCGGCAGCGUAGUCUUAUCACUUCUACUGCAGCAGGAAACAGGAACAGAAAUCGUUCGUUCUCAGGGUACAACCGGUUUUCAAAGAGAGGAGGACGGAGGAGGGUAACAAUAGCUCAGGCCGCUAAAUCACUCGGAUGAGUACUGGGAGUCACUGGAUCUGCUCUCCUCCCUCGAUGUGUUUAAAGCUGCCAAAGACCACAGUGGAACAAAGUUAACGCAGACACAAGUCUAUCUGAAGUGCCCACACACACACACACACUGCUGGGAGGCUGGUCCAGUAUUCUUUUCUACUCUCUUCUUCCUCUGCUCCUCGCGGUUCCACUCCACUCUAGGUUUCUUCCAUUCAAUACGGCCACACUGUUUUUGUGCAUCCAAACUCUGGCCUUGUUGUACUAUGGAGCCAACUGUGCUGGACCAGAGGAAAUAUGCACUAAAGGCUUUGCUGAUGUCGGUGUUUGUGUCGGCGGCUGGGUCCAGGGUUAGCCACAUUGUCGCACAACUUGAAUGGCACUGGGGAUCUGUAGUGCAUGCUGCUGUGGCACCGUAGGGCCCUUCUUGUCCAGUGCAGUACCGUGCUGCGGUACGACAGAGGCCCGUCCUCCCUCUUUCUCUUUUCUCCGCCACCCGUUUAACUGUGAGGACUGAGUGAAUGUAAAACGAGAGGCGCGGAGGGCGAGGAGUUUGGAUCCAUCUCGGAACACGUCAGGGACUCAACACUCCCUCGGGUUUUCUUCCGGAAGCAACUUUCUGACUGAGUGUAGCUUCCCAGCAAGGACACCGGGCCACUGUGCCUGAUGUUUCUGUGUUGUACGACCUUGCGAUGCUGCGGCCAAGGUCAGAUUUUAACGGGAAGCAUUUCAGUUCCGGAGCUUUCCGAGCUGUAAAGAUUCGCUGCUAUAGAUCUGCUAGUAAGAGGACAUUCCACAUAGGGGCAUGCUCAGGGCCAUCUGGCCAGUAAACAGUCUACUACUGAACAUGGCUAGAAUCUACAAGAAAAAUUAAACCUUCUCUCUCUUCUCUUCCUUUUUUUAUCUUUUGAAAUGUCUGUUUUCGAAGGGAUCAGAGAUGCAGCCCGUACUGACAGUCGCACCAGAUUACCAGCCGGUCUGAGCAGGGUGUGGAGGUGUGAUGCCAUUUCGAAGCGGUCGAUUAAGGUGUGUCACUGUUUUCAAAGGUGAACUGCGUUUCCUAAUGUGCGUUUCUGCGACGCCAAGCUCGGCUUUCACUCGAUGCUUCGGCAUCCCGGGGCCAUUUGAGGGCCUUUUGUGUCCGGUACACAAAAGGUCACAAGUGAAAGCGCGCCACACUGACUGUGCUACGGACGAGGACGAGCUGCUCUUUCCGUGAAAUCAGUUGGUUUCACUCAUUGAAUCAAUCUUCCAGUCAAAAGAGCGCGUCCGUCUGCACGCAUAGCACACAUAAAUACACGCAUGUUCACGAUGGAUACAGAGGGGGCACCUGGAGUCUGGGCUGGACUUAUUUAUACACCAUGUGCAGACAGAGGUUUGUGUAGAACUAUAUUAUACUGUGCGUACACAAAGACUGACACACUGCGAGCAGAGCCUUGUUUUUCCGUGAGUUCUUCCGUGAAAACAAAAGGUGAAAAGGCUCUAGAGGGGUGCCGGGGCGUCAGUUAUUCAGGAGACCAUUACCAGCAGUUACUGUACAUCCACGUGGUUGCUGCCAGUUCAAAAGGCCCCUGUGAGUUGUUGUUUUUUAAAAAUCAUUAUUAUUUUGUUUUGGGGUUUUUUGUGCUCUUAAUAUGCAUUUGUAGAGAAUUCCUGGAAAAGACAGCAGGGCCCCCGUGGCCUGGUGGGCAGUUGAAUCCACGGAGCUGCCCUCUAAUGUCGUACAUCUGAGACGGUUUGGUCUUGGCGGCUUAUUAAAACUGCCCUGAUCACAGGACUCUGGGUUCGUCUGUCCUAUCAGGCCCAUAUACAAAGAGCCGGGUUUCGACACUUCUGUGCUAAUACUCAAUAGCCAAUACUAAUCCCUCUGACACGGACAAAAGUGUGUGUGUGUGUGUGUGUGUGUGUGUGUGUGUGUGUGUGUGCGCGUGUGCGCGCGCGCACCAUGUUAUUUUAGUACCAAAGCAACAGACUGUGUCAGAUCCGCAUCAGUCUAAACACAGGCUCAGAGCCACAAAUAGAAACAGUUUCAUUUCCACUUGAAAUCAAUGCUCAGACUCGAUACCCACUAGAGAGUUUGUGAUCUCGACUCUCAGGGUGUUCUUGCGGUGUUUUGGAAAGUGAAGAUUGAAAAGAGCUGAUGAGAAGUGGUAGUGAGAUGGUCGUGGGCCAAACAAAGCUUCCCCAAAAGAGACUCAGGGAAGGGUCAAAUGUUUAUGAAAGGAUUACCAUUAAGAGACAGGGUUCCCCCAUCACAAUGUGAGAUUUCCGACUCUUCCUGCCUCUUUUAUUUUUUUAUCAAGAUGCUAAGACCACCGACUACUACCAGUACGUGCGAGAAUUUGAAACGAGCUCACGCGAGGGCUGGACUGUGAAGAAUCCGAUGAGCAUCCCCAUAUGUGUUUCUGUUACUUGGAGAAAAAACACUGGACGCGCAUCGUACUGGUAAAAGGUUCAGUCCUCAGUGAAAGGGCGGUUCGCGCAGAGCGAGGCCAAUCGGCAGCCGGCCACAGCGAGAACUUCAGAGGAGGUUUGGAUUGUCCGGUUUUCAGGUUUAGCCAUUGCUUUCCCGAGCUCGGCUACUGUGGCUCUGUUGUUUCUGGCCGGCGAACAAAGUCUUUCUUGUCGAGUCCGGAGAGCCAAACGUCCUAAUUAGCCAGGCAGGCCGGCCCGCUGCCCAGUCCAGCCUCACAACUAUGCAAGAGGAAUGCAUAUAAUCCACACUCUUCUCCUGAUUUAGUUUUUCCUGUUUUUAUAUUUAGUUUUGUUCUCUUCUUUUUCUCACUUGUCAAACGAAGAUGUUAAAAAACAAAUAAGAACUGGCAAUGACAAUACUUGGCCUUAUGAUGAUUUGUGAAAUCGUAUCAUUUCGUUCUGAAGAUCUCUUUGACUCUGGUCAGCCAGCCCGGCGACAGCAGCGGUGACGGCGGGCUCACUCUUGGUCUCCGUGAGACCGGCUAGACGGCCCCAGUUUUAUCGUGGUACGAAUGUUGUGCAUUUGUUUAAAAUCAGGACAGUUUGCAAUAACAGGAGUCUUACUCGUGGCCACAAAGGGGCACAAGCAGUGCUGACAGCGCCCGGCUGCGUCUUUAGAAAACCAUAGAGGAAGAAAUAUAAACUAUAUAAAUAGAUAUAUAAACUCACAUAGUGCAUAUUUGUAUAGGUAUCAACAAUGCAUUACCGUGGUAUACUCUUAUGCAACACAUGUCCGGGUUCAAUUUAUGAACAUGAAGUAUAUUAAGAAAUCACGCAAGACUUUGUAAAUCGGAAGCUAUGUUGUUUGUUCGUUUGUGUGUGCGUGUGUUUUGCGAAAAUGGUUUUACCAUCCUUAAUGUUGAAUAUUCAGAGCGCUAUGUUCAUGUGUGAGUGAUUGUGUUUGUUAAAGUGAGCACAUAGCAGUGGGUUUUACCUUCCUCCUGUAAGCGCGGAGCUGGACGUAACCCAAGAUGCAGCUGGACCAGAUUUCACGCACAACGGAGCAAAACGUCAAAUACAUUUUAUUCUCGUUCUAAAGCAUUCAAGUCUGAUCCGUACUCUGCUUUUAAAUCUAGUAUCUGACACGCCUCUCUUCAAACUGAAUUAGGUUUGGAGUCCCACUUGAUUUGCAUGACUUAGCGAAGAGGUCCCCGAAACAAAUAUUUUUAAUUGUGAACCUGAAUUUAAGAUUGAAUUCGCGUAAGACUCCGAUCUGAAAUCUUCCCAGCUGUCUAUUGGAUUCGUCCGCAGGAGAGGAUUUUAUCAUUGAGAACAGUGUUGGUCCAUGGUUCUGUCGUGGAGAACGGGAAGGACAUGUUACAAACCUCUACGUGAAAACCCCCUAAGUGACGGGUGGCGUACUCUCGCGGGGUCCACCUGCCGAAACGGUGAUUUGAAUCAAUGUUGAAUGAAUGCUUCUCUUUUAGUCAGUGAAUAAAAGCAUUAAAAACGUAA
This is a messenger RNA of Scophthalmus maximus (turbot), 10210 nucleotides long. RefSeq names its product F-box only protein 33. NCBI's taxonomy places the organism in Eukaryota, Metazoa, Chordata, Actinopteri, Pleuronectiformes, Scophthalmidae. The record is from RefSeq and is a predicted model, not a curated record. The transcript has 6 exons. Gene Ontology annotation, cellular component: SCF ubiquitin ligase complex. Gene Ontology annotation, biological process: positive regulation of protein ubiquitination; SCF-dependent proteasomal ubiquitin-dependent protein catabolic process. Gene Ontology annotation, molecular function: protein binding. The coding region runs from base 190 to 1674 and encodes 494 amino acids.